GAACAUCGUUGUUUAUCUGGUCAUACAUUACGUGCUAUGAAUGGUUAUAAAUUCGAAAUCACUGAAGAAGCACCAUUAUUUAUGUGUGAACAGAUCAAAGAUGAUAAUGUCAUUGUCAUCGGUCCAACACGUUAUCAAUGGUUACAAUUCAAAAAGGAACAUCCCGAUUGGAUAUUCGAUUCGGCAUUGAACGAUGUGGAAUUAAAUCGAUUACAUGGCAAAUUUUUAACCCUAUGGGCAAAAAUUGGACCAAAACCUUGUGAGAAAUACCGUAUGAAAUAUGUGACACACAAUAUACCUCAAAAAAUUGUUAUCUCAGCUAUUAUCGAGAUAUUCAUGAACGACAUUUAG
Molecule: messenger RNA, 351 nt
Organism: Didymodactylos carnosus
Lineage: Eukaryota; Metazoa; Rotifera; Eurotatoria; Philodinida; Philodinidae
Source: the annotation of a GenBank genome assembly